Messenger RNA from Hymenoscyphus albidus, 1219 nucleotides. NCBI's taxonomy places the organism in Eukaryota, Fungi, Ascomycota, Leotiomycetes, Helotiales, Helotiaceae. The record is from the annotation of a GenBank genome assembly.
AUGUCACCUAAUGACGACACCCACCCUCGUACAAGACCUCCGGGUAGGUAGUUUGUGUGACAAAAACUAACUUACUUCGUACCUGAGCCUAAGGUCCCCAGGCACCAUCCGACAAGGCUGCGACAAAAGAGUGGGGACCCUGGAUUUCGACCCGAGCCUCGAAGAACAACAAGGCGCCGAACGACAUCUCGAUCUCCUCAAAACUAGCAACACCAAUUAAGAUGAGGAUACCCACCUUUCUCCUCGCGCUCUGCGCCUCUGCGACGAUCGCUUCUUCUUCGUCUGAGGGAGCAGAGGAAUUUAUAGAUAGUGCAAUUGUCUCGCUCCAACCCAUCUCCUCGUCCACAAACCAGGAACCGAUCCAGCAACUCUGCGAGAUACGCUACAACCCCUCUACCCUAUCCGCAGAAAUCGUCUCUUUCGAACAACCCGACCUCGACUUCUCCUCCUUCUCUAUGUCCUCAUCUCUUCUGCGAAUCGGACUCUUCGACCCCACGACCGCGAAAUGGAAGUCCUCCAUCUCCACCACGUCCACGGAAACCUUUGCGAAGGGCUACUCACCGACGAUCGUGCUGAGUCUUGAUGCGACGGGGGAAUUGAUGGGUGUUAGUGUUAAGAGUGCGCGGAUUGACGCUGGUCAGACGAGGGAUUUUGGGCCGAAGGUUACCCUGAGGAGGAUGGGGGCGGGGGGGAAGCCCGAGUUGAAUCGGCCGGUUGUGCUUAGUAAGGAGGGGAAGUUGGAGGAGCCGGAGCCGGAGAAGACGUUGUUGCAGAAGUAAGUUGUGGUUUCUUUGGGUGGGGAGGGGGUAUGGGGUUUUCGUUUUGUGAUUUAUUUAUCAUGGGGGUGGAGGGAUGUGUUGGUGGGAUUAUGGGAUAGUUGCUAAUUUGUUUGCAGGUAUUGGUGGGUUCUUUUGGGAGGUAUGAUGUUGCUUUUGACUACGGGGGGUCCGGAAUGAUGAAUGAUACCUACUUGGAUUGUUUCGAAGAGGGGAAUUAAGGAGCGGGUUUUGUGAAAUAUUGUACGGUAUAAGUAUGUUUUAUCGGGACCCUUUUACAAGACGACACAUGGAUUUCUGUUGAAAGAAAGUAAAUGCGGAUCCAUGAUACUGUGUUGUCUAUAUGUCCUUAACAUUGAACUUUUUUUUGAGAAAGAUAUUUGUCAUGCUUGAUCGAGGUUUUAAGUAGCACAUACCUAUAUUACCUAGAGCUAAAGAUUUCG